Messenger RNA from Myzus persicae (green peach aphid), 1590 nucleotides. RefSeq lists its product as uncharacterized. Lineage: Eukaryota; Metazoa; Arthropoda; Insecta; Hemiptera; Aphididae. The transcript is spliced from 5 exons. The record is from RefSeq and is a predicted model, not a curated record. The coding region runs from base 328 to 1419 and encodes 363 amino acids.
UCAGGUCCUGGCUUAUCACACUUCUUGUCGAAAACACGAUUUAACGAUGGAAUCGUAGUUGAGACUGAAAUUUGAAUCACGUAUUCACGUAGUAUUUUCCUUGUAUUUGGACAAAAUGUAAAAUCUAAUUUUUAUUUUAUACGAUAAACAUUCGUUGGUUACCUAUUUGUGCAUUAUAGUAUUAUUGUGUAAAGAGGAUGCUGCACCCUAACAAACACAUAACAUAGCAGCAAACUGUGCAUUCUGAUUAAUCUAUUCAACUCAGGUGUGUUUAAUUUAAGAUCGAAUUGACCUUUUAUCAAAUUUAGAAUUGCAUAUUGUGUUACCAUGAAUUCCCUCGAAGAGGAAAAAGUAAACAUUUUUAAAGCUCGAGUAAAGGAGAAGAUUCGUUAUGAUAUAAAUGUCCAUCGUGAGCAACACAAACAAACACUUUUGAACUCGAGGCGAGGAGUUGUAGUUGAGAAAGAAGAUAAUGAGUUUACUAUUGAAAACAUGCAAAAUUUGGCACUAGAAAUUAAACAUAAAAAAAAAAUUACUUCCGAACAAUUAAGACUAUUAAAACAUGGCUUUCUGAAUGGUGCAGACUUUAUUUCAGUGUUUUACCGUGUUCAAGGGGCCGUUGAUUCCUUACUUCAUCUUGCAACUGGUAAAAAUGAAGAAGUCCAGUUAGCAGCAAUUGAAUGUUUUUGUAACAUGACCAUAGCAGAUAAAAAAAUGUGUUUUAAAUUGACAAAAUUGAUUACGCCAUACUUUAUGAUGUACAUCAAUCAUUUGAAUUUUAAUAUAUCAGCUAUGUGUAUCUGGACUCUUGGAAAUUUGAGUGAUUCUAGUCCAGGUGCAUGCAAAGUGCUUCAAAGUCAAAAUUUCUUUAAUGCACUGGUUGAUCGCUUACAAAGCUCAUCUUGUGAUGAAGUUAUUUUCAAUACCUUUUAUGCCUUAAGACUUUUUCUUAAAAACUAUAUGGAUCAUUUAAAGUCUGAAGAUCUAAAUAAGUUGCUACACGCGUGUCUUCAACGGUUGAAUAUGUGGAAGGAAUCAUUUUGGAUAGUGUAUCAAAUUUCUUGUUAUAAUAACAUUAAUUUGCACCAUACAGAAUGUAUGGGACGUAUAUUGGACACCUUAAAUGAAGAUAUCAUCGAUAUAACAUGUUUAGUACCUAUUUUAAGAACAUUUGGUAAUAUUAUAGCUCAUGAUGAUACUGGUCAUUCAGCAUAUGUAUUUUUUUAUGCAUUACUACGUGAAGAAGGAUCUAUUAUAAGAAAUAUUUUAAUUAGUAAUAGAGAUAUCAAUUUAAAUUAUGAAUGUGCUUGGUUGUUAGGUAAUGCUUUUAAAGCAUUAAAUAUUACUGAGCUUAACGGAAAUGACCAUUUGACGCAGACAGAAACCUUUGAUGAAAUUUGUAAUUACCUUUUGGUAUAAAUUUAUAUGUGCUGGCAAUGUCCAUAAAUAUGAAUUAUAUAUUGAUUUUUUUCUUAAAUUGUUAACCUAGUUAUUAAACUAUGUAUACACAUACUGUUUACUGUUUACUUUUUUUAUUUGUGUAUGCAUUUUUUUAUUUUUCAAACUAAUUAUUAAUUAAUGUCUGUAACA